AUGACGAACGAUGACACGACCCUCUCGUAUCCUCACAGAGUGCAGAAACAGAGAUUAGACAAGCAAUGUGGUAAGUUCAUGGACAUGUUUAGAACUUUACACAUUAACAUUCCUUUUGUAGACAUGUUGGAACAAAUGCCAAAGAACGCGAAGUUUCAAAAGGAGAUUCUCACCAAGAAGAAAAGGUUUGAAGGACAUGAGAUAGUGAUGCUUACGGAAGAUUGUAGUGUGUUGCUAUUGAAAAAACUGCCACAAAAGCUCAGAGAUCCAGGGAGUUUCACAAUUCCUUGCACAAUAGGUAGUAUUCAUUUUGAUAAGGUUUUAUGUGAUCUAGGUGCUAGUCUAAAUUUGAUGCCCUUUUCAAUUUACAAGAAACUAGGCCUAGGGGAAGUAAAACCAACCAUUGUUCAUCUUCAAUUAGCGGAUAGGUCUAUAAAAUAUCCUAGGGGAGUAGUAGAGGAUGUCUUAAUAAAAGUAGAUAAACUAUUUUUCUCGAUAGAUUUUAUUGUAUUAGAUAUGAAAGAAGAUCAGGAGGUGCCUCUAAUUUUAGGAAGACCUUUUCUAGCUAUGGGUAGAGCAUUGAUAGAUGUUCAUCAAGGAAAACUAAUCUUGAGGGUAGAGGAUGAACAAGUUGAAUUUAAUGUUUUUGAUACUAUGAAAUGUCCACCCAAGUUAGAUACUUGCUUUGAGAUUAGUAUCCUUGAUGACAAAGUAGCGGAAACCAUAGAAGAAAACUGCCCUAGCUCACCCCUAGAAAAUUGUUUAGUCAACUCUAGGAUUAUGGAGGCUGAAUUUGAGAGGUUAGAUGAACAACAAUUGAAGCCUUAUUUGUAUGGUGGAUUGAAGAAUAAAAGGGCUUGGAUUUUUCUAGAUGAUCCAGAUUGA
Pistacia vera is the source of this 885-nucleotide messenger RNA. RefSeq lists its product as uncharacterized. The record is from RefSeq and is a predicted model, not a curated record. The coding region runs from base 1 to 885 and encodes 294 amino acids. The transcript has a single exon. NCBI's taxonomy places the organism in Eukaryota, Viridiplantae, Streptophyta, Magnoliopsida, Sapindales, Anacardiaceae.